AUGAAAGUCCUCAUUCUCGGGCUUCCCAGGACAGGAACCCAAUCUCUCGCCGACGCGCUGAUCCAGCUCGGCAUCAGCCCCGUCUACCACAUGCGCGAAGUCGGGGUCAACAACCACCAGGACUUUUGGAUCCGCGCCAUCGAGGACCACAUCCCGCCGUUCUCCCCGUCAGAGCUGAAGAAGGCAAUCACUACCACACCCUGGACCCGCGAGCAGUGGGACACCAUCCUCGCGCCGUACGAAGCCGUCUCCGACUUCCCGCCCGCGCUCUUCCCCACGGCGCUGGCGGCCGCGUACCCGGACUGCCCCAUCAUCCUGUCCACGCGCUCGUUCGAGUCCUGGGCGGCGUCGAUGCGCGACACCUUGGUUCAUGGGUUCGUCAACCGCGAUCGGGAGAAGAGGAGCCCGAUGGAGGGGUUGGCGGCUGCGUGA
Colletotrichum aenigma is the source of this 432-nucleotide messenger RNA. RefSeq lists its product as uncharacterized. The record is from RefSeq and is a predicted model, not a curated record. NCBI's taxonomy places the organism in Eukaryota, Fungi, Ascomycota, Sordariomycetes, Glomerellales, Glomerellaceae. The transcript has 3 exons. Bases 1 to 432 code for a protein of 143 amino acids.